Carassius auratus (goldfish) is the source of this 2301-nucleotide messenger RNA. RefSeq names its product F-box only protein 22-like. Bases 8 to 1234 code for a protein of 408 amino acids. Gene Ontology annotation, molecular function: protein binding. Gene Ontology annotation, biological process: regulation of skeletal muscle fiber development; protein polyubiquitination; positive regulation of proteasomal ubiquitin-dependent protein catabolic process. The record is from RefSeq and is a predicted model, not a curated record. The transcript is spliced from 7 exons. NCBI's taxonomy places the organism in Eukaryota, Metazoa, Chordata, Actinopteri, Cypriniformes, Cyprinidae.
CUUUUAAAUGACUUCCGGUUCCGCCUCCGUGUGGAGGGUCAGAUGCGAGAAGAGGAUCCGUGUGAAAAUGGAAGGGGAUGCAGUUUCUCCAAACAUUUUUGGGCAAAGUAAAGCUGGAUAUGUCCUAAGUAAUGUUGCCGAGGUCGUGGAGAGGAUUUUGACAUUUGUCCCGACUAAAAAUCUCCUCCGGAUAGCAAGUGUGUGCAGGCUAUGGAGGAAUUGUGCACGCCGAGUCCUGAGGACGCAGCAGAGACUGACCUGGCUCUCAGCUUCUGGCUCAUCCAUAUACGAGGAGCAUGUUUUGCUUAGGACUAUGGCAGAAGACUUGGAGAAGAUCUAUCUGCUGCCCCAGACAGCUCUCUUAAUGGUGGAUGGAGAAAACUUCAGUUGGCCUUUUAGUUACACACACAAAAAGGCCAGGAAGUGUGAGGAUGAAGUAGAGUCAAACCCUGUUGAGAAGCUGCGACGCUUGCUGCCGAGCACUUGUGAUGUACUAGGCAUUGUCGCAUCAGGAAUUGUGGUGACCCCCAGUGGUUCACCCAGCAGCCCCCCAGAAGAGCACGAAGAUGGUGAAGCUGGCUUCAGUCUGCUUUUUCCUGCCAUGGAUGGGGUCACCAUCCGGCCUUUUCACUUCUGCAAAAAGAGCCUCAGUGAAUCGGCAAUGGAGGAAGCAGGGUUGAUCAAUAACCCUGAUCUAAAAGUGGUGCUGAUGUUUGACUACGAGACCUGGAAAGCUGGAGGGCGCUGCUUUCUUAAAAAGUUACUGGAACCUCUUUCUCAGAAUAAAGUACUUAUUGUUGGAGGACAAGUUGAGAGGACCUUUUCCAAUAACACAACCUGCUGUUCUCCAGGCUCUUUUGGGGCAGUAGGACUGACCUUCAGUGGCUCCAAGAUCCAGGGUGCCUCAGUGCUGGUGGACCAGGACGUAAGCAGCUCGAAAGCAGCAGAGGCCACUAUCCAGCGGCUGAAGGCUGCUAAUAUCCCAGAGAGAAACACCAUGGGCUUCAUGUUUGCCUGUGUGGGCCGUGGCCACAACAGCUACAAUAACGAGCGUAAUGUGGAGGCCAGCGCUUUCCGGAAGAUCUUCUCCAACAUUCCUCUCUUGGGAUUCUUUGGUAACGGGGAGAUCGGCUGCGACCGUAUUGUCAAAGAGAGCUACACCUUGAGCGAGACAGAUGCUGAGGGACUACAGCACUCUUUUACUACAGUCAUGAGUCUGGUGCAUUUUGGCUAACACAAACUCAACUCAAGGCAAAUGACUGGGAAUCCCCUUGUUAACGUGGUCUUUCAGGACAGAUGCUGACUGCUUGUUUAAGUUAACAGAGCAGGUCCGAUGGUAAGCAGGUAUAAUUCUCCUUGGUUCUUUCCUUUUGACUUUUUUUUUUUUCUUAAUCAGGAUGUCAUUGGGACAUUCAGCAUUAAAAAAAAAAAAUAACAAAAACAAUUUGGGAAGUGAAAACCUUGACCUUUUACUUCAGUUUAUACAUAAAACAUUUUCUUUAUGUGUAGAGCACAGCUUUAAAUUUGUCAAGCUUUCAGUUUUCUUGUGGGCUGUAUGGCUCUCCGAGGCCUUAUGAACAAAUAGAUUGUAAAAUUCAGGCACUUGCUAAAAAAAUAAUAAAUGAAAAGGUAAUUGUGAUAGAAUGGCUAAUGAUGUAGCCUUUCAUCAACAUUGGUACGGCUUAUGGGACUUCUUCACUUCAGAUAUGUGCUCCAGACUGGUUGCUGGCCUACAUUGAUUGUCCAAAUUACCAUGUCCAAUAGUAAGUGCAGGAAGGGUAUUCACAAUGAAAGACAUAUCUAGCCCUUCUCUGUAUACUGUUACAAUUGACUUGCUUGCAGUUUUUAGUGUCUAGAUUGGAGUAAUAAAGGACAAGCGGAAAAAGUGGUAUUUCUUUGUGAUAUAUCAGUGUAUUUACUCUGCCUGUCCCUAUCAAAAUCCAGUUUAAUUCCAACAGGGUAAUGCUCCAUUUCAAUAUUCAUCAGUUCAGUUCUGUUCACUAGCGAAAUAACACAUUUUGUUGAUCAGAGAUACGUGAAGUCUCAAAGGGCUGUUUGCCUGUGUUGUGGAGAUAUAUAUUUGCUGCAGUAUUUAGAAGGCUGAAUUAAACAGUUUUUUGCCAAAUCUUUUUUCCCCAACUUUGUUCGGAUCAUAUACAUAAUACUUUGCUUAAAGGAAAGUAAGUUUUACUACUCUUACAUCUGUUUUCAUGGCAAUGUGUUGGUUUUUCUUCAUCUGCUGCUGGGUCGUGCAGAUAUGAAGUCUGCAUGUAUAUAAUAAAAUCAAUGGUGUCAUCUGUC